CAGCCCCAUUUCGAUUCGGGGUGCAGAAUGGGUGGUGUAGUAAUGUUGGCAAUUUUUUUUUUAAAUGUCACUUUUCCCCUCAACCCUACACCUUCCUCUUCAGCGUUUCACCUGUGAUGCUGAGCUGUCCCUUUAAGGGGUGGAAGCUGUGUGGGAGGUGCAAAUGUUGCUGAGUUCUGUAUCUACCCGUUUCAAGGGAGGCGGUGACUACCGGGUGAGAGGUUUAUAAAACGAACAGUGCGGGGAGAGAGAGAGAGAGUGUUUGAAGUGUGUGGUUUAGAGGCGGAAAGAAAUUAGGCUGUUGUGGGGCCGAUUUGAUUACUGAUCGCUCCCCCCCACCCCGUGUCAGUUUCAGUGAAACUGAUAGGACGCGGAAAAGUUUUGCCCAAACUUUUCAAAAAUUAUUUUUCGUUUUUUCUUCCCCUUCAAAUGAUUUUGGUGGUCCUCCAGAAUUUGGAACUAACUUCCUAGGUGUUUUUUUUUGCCCGGUCUUGUGGGGGAUUUUUGUUUUCUUUUGAAUUUUGAAAAGAAAGGAAGUGAAACAUCUCUCUCUCUCGGUGUGAGAGACGGCGAUGCCCCCCCAGGACUUACUGGACUAUCGCGCGGGCUUCGCACCCCCGGUGCCCCCGCACAAACCCAAGCGCAGCGGCCGGGCUGCCCGCACCCAGGAGCGGUUCCUCAAGUGCGUUUUGCUCGGAGAUGGAGCGGUUGGCAAAACUAGUUUGGUGGUCAGCUACACCACCAAUGGUUAUCCAACAAAAUAUGUACCCACUGCCUUUGACGAUUUCUCCGCUAUUGUCCACGUUGAUGGGACCCCCAUCAGACUGCAGCUCUGCGAUACCGCUGGCCAGGAUGAAUUCGACAAGCUUCGUCAUUUCUGCUACCACAAGACCGACGUCUUCCUGCUCUGCUUCAGCGUGGUCAGCCCCUCGUCCUUCCAGAACGUGACAGAGAAGUGGAUGCCCGAGAUCCGCCAGCACUGCCCCACUGCACCCGUGGUUCUGGCAGGCACCCAGUGUGACCUGCGCGGGGACGUGAAGGUCCUGAUUGAGCUGGCCAAGUGCAAGGAGAAGCCAGUGCCCCAGGCCGCUGCCCGGGCGCUGUCGGAGAAGAUGGGCGCCGUGGCGUACGUGGAGUGCUCCUCGCUGACACAGAAAAACCUGAAGGAGGUCUUCGACUUGGCCAUCGUGAGUGGGCUGCGCCACGUGGACGCGCGGGCCAGCAGCGAGCACCGGGUGACAGCGUUAACCACCAAGAAAAUGAGGACCUUGUCAAAAUCCUGGUGGAAAAAGUACGUCUGUAUUGUAUGACCAUUAUUCACCUUGUGGCUCUCGGUUAUUGGUCUUUUCACGAACAUGAUUGUGGAGGAGGAAUGGACGAUGCCAACUUUUGGAAGAGGCAUCUAGCUCUGUGUUUCUCAUCCUCAUGACAAGCCUGUUUUUUUGUUUGGUUUUUUUUUGCUGAUUUUUUUUUUGGUCAGGUUGCUGUCCCUGCCAGAUUUUGAGAGGAAGAUUUCUGGGGGGUGGACAGCUUGCCUUCAGUAUCCCCCAGGUGGGGAUGUGGCUCAAAGGGUGACACAUCCAGAAUCUUCUUUCUCUUAUUUUAAUUGCUUUUGAAGUCAGCCUCGCCGAUGAGGGAUGGGAAGGAAGGAUUUGAUCCAGAGAAUCAGGUGAUGUCUAUCAUAGUGGAAUUGCUGUAUGGAAUUCCUCCAGUGUGGAAGCAGGCCAUUGAUUCCACAUGAAUUGUCUGAAGAGCAUCCCACCCAGGCCCGUUCUGCUUCCCCCCAAACUGCCCCCAUCACUGAACUGACCCUCCCUCAUCCCAUCCUGUAAUCCCCACACUUCCCAGGACUAACCCACCCUCCCCGUACACUCUGGUCAAUUUAGCGUGGCCAAUGCUCCCUAACCUUGCCUUCUCAGGAGGAAACCCACGCCGAUACGGGGACAACGUGCAAACGCCAUGCAGUCACCUGAGGGUGGAAGCGCACCCAGGACCCUGGCACUGUGGGGCAGCAGCGCUAACCACUGAGCCAUCACGCUGCCCGUACUCAUGCGUAGAGGUAGCCAAAUGAGAACAGCUCUUCCCUGCCACCCAUGCCUCCCACACUGCAAUCCAUUGCAUCCCAAACCACCUCACACCCCACUGUGACCUCAUUUCAAGAACUACAAGAAAAGGGGCUAGUUAGUUAGUUAGCUAGUUAGUGGCACAGUUACUAUAACUUGGUUCAAACGGACGGCAGCUGUUAAUGACUCGGAUUUUGCGCCCCUGAUGUUUAGCUCACAACCCUGCUUGGGUUCUCCACAACCCCACACCUCCCCCCUCUCUCUCUGUCCAAGGUCUCUCAGAAAUUUCCCUCACCCACUUCCGUUUCACCAAAUAUCGGUUUAAUGUUAAAUAAAAACACUGUAAAUCAGAAACAAUUAAAACUUGCUGGAAAAGCUCAGCAGGUGUGGCAGCAUCUGUGAAGGGAAAUCAAGAACAAAAAAACAAUACAGCAUGGGAGCAGGCCCUUCGGCCCUCCAAGCCUGCGCUGUCAUAUUUUUGCCCUUCCAUACUUAAACUGUCUUCACUUACAAGAUCUGUAUCCCUCUGAACUGUUCCAAGGAAGGGUCACUGAACCUGAAACGUUAACUCUGAUUUGUCCUUCACAGAUGCUGCCAGACCUGCUGAGCUUUUCCAGCAACUUCUAAUUGUGUUUUGUUAUUUUUUUAACUUCUUUUAAUCACUUUUUUUAAAAUAUUGCAUUUCUGUAGCACCUUUUCACAACCUCUGGGCGUCCCCAACGUGGUUUUCAGCCAAUGAAAUAAUUUUUGUCUUGAAGGGCUGUCAGUGCCAUGAUGCAGGCGAUUGCCAAUUCGUGCACAGCAAGCUCCCACAGUCAGCAACAAUGGAACGACCAGAUCAGCUGCCCUUUUAUUACAUAGUGAUGGAGGGAUGGGGUGUGGGGAACUGAAAACAUCCUUUGCUUUGCUUCAGCAACAGUGACUGAGGGUGGGAUUGUUUAUGUCUACCUAAUUUAACUAUUAUCAGGUGCCAGUCUCUGAAAAGCCUUCUGUAAUCAGAGGGUUAUCUGAAAUUCUAUGACAAUCUGAUUCAAUUGUCAGUGCCUCAAAUGCUUUUCAAAUUCCUUCUUAAAUGUAGCAAGGUAGACUGCUAAAGAGACAGACAGUAGUAAAUGUUAUUGACAGCAAAGAGGCUCUUUUUGUUCUCUUGACACUGAUCCAUGUCUGAGGCACCGUUGCCCCUGACAACAACACUUUUGUCUACUCCAAAAUGGCCACCCUUAAAAUGGCCACAUCCACGAGUGUGAAUAGAUUCACUGCUGUUCACGUUUGCCUUCGACUUCGGGCAAUCAGUUCGAGAGCAGAUGCCUCCUUCUUCCAAGAUAACAAAGUGUGGAGCUGGACGAGCACAGCAGGCCAAGCAGCAUCUUCGGAGCACAAAAGCUGACCUUUCAGGCCUAGACCGUUCCUGGGGGUGGGGGGGGAAAUGUUCCAGCUUCUCUCAGUUCGUGUUCCGAAACCACUUAAAAGAUUAGCCAAUGUCGCCAUUAAAGUAGCCUUGAUUUUUGGAAAUGAAAACCGAAAUCGCUGGAAAAGCUCAGCCAGUCUCUCGACACCCCCAGGGAGAAAGCAGAGUUAGCAUUCUAGGGCCUGGUGACCCUUCUUUGGAACUGCUUGUUGCUGGGGAAAUUUUGGUGUGCGUGCUGAAAGAAACAUCUGCUUUCUUAUAUUGCUGGGUCUUGCAAGGCUUCUUACGGUGCGGUGGUAAUGUCCCUGUGUCUGACCCAGGAGGCCCAGCUUCCAAUCUGGCCUACCAUAACAUCCCUGAGCGGGUUGAUUUUUGGUAAAAACAUCAGUCUGUAACUUGGACCCGGAUUCAGAUAAAACGCUUGCCAGUCGGCAGGCCGAGAUCCACAAGGUUUGAGGUUAGGCCGGGGUGGAAACGCAGUCUUGUGCUUAAUACCCUCUUCCUGUCACUGCCGCCUUCCUCCCCCACCCCCACUUCAGUGACCGCAAUACGCGAAUGAUGGAAAGGCAGCCAGUGGCGUAACCCCUAGCAACCGCAGCCACCCAGGGACAAAUAAUUGGCAGAGGCCUACCGGGGCAGCCACAGCCAGGCUAAAUUUUAAAAACUGAUAGCCUCGCAAGAGGUUCCCUCUUUGGCUGCCAGAUCUUGCACUGGCUGAGUUUAGAGUCCUGUCACUUUACUAUGGUCCAUCAUUCGUCAACGUCCUUUUUUUUAAAAUUUUCAUAUUCAGAGCUGUCCCAUUUGAGGCAGCUCACCAAUUCAUUGCUGCUAGCAGGCCCCAUUGUUUGGCCUCCUAAUCUUGUAGCAGGCAAGGGGGUUGAUCCAGAUCCCUGUUUGGGCCUCGACUAGAGUAUUCCUCUGCCCGCCUAUGUUUUAAGAGUUCAGGUGAGGCUAGGGCCAGUGAGUGGCCUGGCCGCUCUGCCAACUUUUCCCAUUCUAUCUCAUCACCCACUUGCUGAGGUCCAUAGCCCAGCAGCGAUGUGAUUGGGACAGUGCCCACAGAUGCUGGAGGGGGUGGGGGGCAGUUGGGAGGGAAUUCGUUGGCGACAGAGGGACACAGAAACAUAACUCUGAAGUAGGCAUCAAAAGGGUUAAAUCCUUUCGCUCUGAGAACUCGAAAGUUGCCGGGUGUGGGCAGAAUUGGAAAUGAGGGCAAAUCAUAAAUAAAGUGGCAAUGUUUUUCCUUUGGUUAAUUUGACCGUGAGUACAAGGGAUGUGUGAAAUAUUAUAAGAUUGAGAGGAGGAGGCGGAAUCUCUUCUCUGAGAGGGUUGAGUGUCUUUGAAAUUCUUUGCCGCAGAGAGCUGUGGGGGCAGAGUCCUUGUGCUUACUUAAGGCUGAGAUAGAUGGAUUCUUGAUCAGUCGGGGAAUCAAGGGUUACAGGGAAAGGGCAGGAAUGCGUGCGUGAGGAGUAUCGGAUCAGCCAUGAUCUUAUUGAAUGGCACAGCAGUUGUGAUGGGCCGAAUGGACUACACCGGUUCCGAUUUCUGUGGUCUUGUGCUUCCUUUUUGCGGAAGCUGAUGGGGUGUGUGUGUGUGUGUGUGUGUGUGUAGUACAGUUAACGUGAAGAUUAUCGAAAGAGCACAAUGAUUGUCUUGAAUGAGUUCACACCUACAGUCUAUGAAAGCAUUAAUUGUGUGCGUUGGAACCAUUAUCAUCCAGGGAACUUUCUGUUUAACACACUGCUUUGUAACUUACUGGAACCUGGUGGGUUCCAAUGUGCUGGAGACGACAAAAGGAAAAUUAAAAAAAAAGCAUUUUGGAAAAUA
Molecule: messenger RNA, 5298 nt
Organism: Stegostoma tigrinum
Lineage: Eukaryota; Metazoa; Chordata; Chondrichthyes; Orectolobiformes; Stegostomatidae
Gene: rhoub
Product: ras homolog family member Ub
Exons: 3
Coding region: 573-1310 (245 amino acids)
Biological process (GO): small GTPase-mediated signal transduction
Molecular function (GO): GTP binding; GTPase activity
Source: RefSeq, a predicted model, not a curated record